GAAUAAUCACAUGCGGCCUUUUAGUCAACCUUGCAUCUUCCACCUUUCGUCCUCCUCUUUCUUCUCCUUCUCCCCUCACUCCUAAUCGCAUCUCGCAUCUCGCAUCUCGCACUUUCCCACCCAAAUCUACCCCGCGCCUCGCCUCCAACUCUGACAUCAUGCCUGCCGCAUUGUUGAUCGGUGCGAUCACCCAUUGCAGAAAGGAAUGGGAGGACCUGUCAUCGAUCUUGACUCUCAAGGAAUUCCCGGAAGGGUCCCGGGACGACUUCAUCCGCAAUUGCAAGGAAGGCCAGUACGACGAUGUGGUGGCCAUCUACCGCUCGAAUUCUUCAACCAAGUUCACCGGUCCCUUCAACGCCGAAUUGCUCUCCGUCCUGCCCAAGUCCCUGAAGUACAUCUGCCAUAACGGGGCUGGAUACGAUAACGUUGAUGUCAAAGGCUGCACAGAGAAAGGGAUUGCGGUUUCGAGCACACCCGUCGCCGUCAACAACGCGACUGCCGACGUGGGGAUCUUCCUGAUGAUCGGAGCCCUGCGCCAGGCUUAUGUCCCGCUCUCCUCGCUUCGCGCUGGUAAAUUCUUGGGUCAGACCGGACUGGGCCAUGACCCGCAGGGCAAGGUCCUCGGAAUCUUGGGGAUGGGAGGAAUCGGUCGCGAGAUGGCCAACCGUGCAAGAGCCUUUGGGAUGAAGAUUCAAUACCACAACCGGUCACGUCUGUCGCCGGAACUCGAGGGAGACGCUACGUAUGUGUCUUUUGACGAGCUGCUGGCCACCUCGGACGUGCUGAGUCUGAACCUGGCUCUCAAUGCGUCCACCCGCCACAUCAUCGGCGAGAAGGAGUUUCAGAAGAUGAAGGAUGGGAUUGUUAUUGUGAACACGGCCCGUGGGGCCUUGAUCGACGAGAAGGCGCUGGUUGCUGCACUAGAGUCUGGCAAGGUUUUGUCGGCUGGUCUGGACGUUUACGAGAAUGAGCCCCAGAUCGAACCUGGUUUGGUCAGCAACCCUAAGGUGAUGUUGCUGCCGCACAUCGGCACCAUGACCUACGAGACGCAGAGAGAGAUGGAACUUCUCGUGUUGAACAAUCUGCGGUCGGCUGUUGAGAAGGGCGAGAUGAUUACCCUGGUGCCGGAACAGAAGGAGGCAUUUGGCAAAUGAAUUCGUAGAAGCGGAGUGGCUAUCGCCACAAGAUUGAUGUGACGGCCGAUUUACCUUCUUCCUCGGAUGUCUGGCGCCUCCGUGCUUAUUGCUUUCAAUCUGACAGACGAGGGCUGGGUUCUUCCGCCUGUCAAGUGCCUCAGGCACAAGCGUGUAUAUAGAUAACGAAGCUUGUUUUUCCCUGUCU
This is a messenger RNA of Aspergillus homomorphus CBS 101889, 1341 nucleotides long. Its product is annotated as D-mandelate dehydrogenase-like dehydrogenase. Gene Ontology annotation, molecular function: NAD binding; hydroxypyruvate reductase [NAD(P)H] activity; glyoxylate reductase (NADPH) activity. The transcript is spliced from 7 exons. Lineage: Eukaryota; Fungi; Ascomycota; Eurotiomycetes; Eurotiales; Aspergillaceae. The coding region runs from base 159 to 1154 and encodes 331 amino acids. The record is from RefSeq and is a predicted model, not a curated record. Gene Ontology annotation, cellular component: cytosol.